Molecule: messenger RNA, 1005 nt
Organism: Enterobius vermicularis (human pinworm)
Lineage: Eukaryota; Metazoa; Nematoda; Chromadorea; Rhabditida; Oxyuridae
Source: the annotation of a GenBank genome assembly
AUGAAAGCACUGAACGCCCCAUCGAAUCCAGAGACCUUCUUUAUGAUUCAGGAACCUAAAGAAACGUUUUCGCGAAAAUUGUUUGUUGGGGGUCUCCCCCUCGACAUAACCAAGGAUGAAAUCAUAGCCCAUUUUUCAAAAUUUGGGAAGGUGCUUGUCGAUUGGCCACUGCGGUCAGACACGUCUUUCAGUAUGUGUAGUACAGCGUCACAGCGUAUGAAGUCAAACUUUAUUGCUGCUAAAUUUUCGAAACCACAUAAGUUUACAGAAAGUCUCGAUUUUUUGGUUCCAGAACGCUCUAUGGGCUUUGCUUUUUUAAUUUACGACUGUGAACCAUCUGUUCAUCUGCUUAUAAAACAUUGCUACAUUGACAAUGACAAGUACUAUAUUUUUAUGUCUAGUGCCACUAUAAACGAUAGACCGGUAGAAGUAAGACCUUGGCGGCUGUCAGAUGUUGAUUGGCUUUUAGAUCCAAACAUGGAAAUCAAUCCUCAUUUCACCGUCUUCGUUGGGGGGGUACCAAGGCCAACUAAGGCUAGCGAAAUUGCAGAAGCAAUGACUUCUUUGUACGGCCAAGUAUGUUAUGCUGGCCUCGAUAUAGAUCAUGAGCUCAGGUAUCCGAAAAAUUACGCUCGGGUUACUUUCGUCAGUAUGCAUUCGUUCCUGGCCGCUGUCAAAAAUCGAUAUGCAAAUUUUUUUUCCGCUGGGUUAAAUGCGGCAAAGAAGGUCGAAGUCAAACCGUACGUGAUGGAUUCUAAAAAGUGUGACCAAUGUUGUGGUACAAAAUGUGAAGGGAAGCUUGCAUCGUUAUACUGCGGUCAUUUGUCUUGUUUACAGUACUUUUGUCGACCUUGUUGGGAUGAAUUUCAUUACGGACCUCAUGCUUCCAAAUUACUCGCUACCCAUAAACCGUUAAUUCGGAUCCAAAAUCACGUUCAGGUCCCCAAAGAAUUUUUAGUUGUCUUGAGAUGUGGGAAAGUUUUAUUUCUACACUGUGAAAAGUAA